GCGAAUCUCCGACUCGAUCGGCCAUUGACGCCCUCUUCCUCCUCCUUGACCCCGUCUCCAGUUUAUCUGCGCCACCCUCUCGCCCGUCUCCCUCCUUUGCCCGCCUCUCAUCCCGGCCGUCUCAAGCCAGAACGCAACGGCCGGCCGCCUCAAGCCGGAACGCAACGGCCGGCGGCCGACGACCAGGCUAGCUAGCUAGCGCGGGUCGGCAGCAGAGCAAACAUGAGCGGGGGAGGAGGGGGCGGCAACUCGAGGGAGCUCGACCAGACGCCGACAUGGGCCGUCGCCUCCGUCUGCGGCGUCAUCGUCCUCAUCUCCAUCCUCCUCGAGAUGGGCCUCCACAAAGUCGGAGAGUGGUUCGCGCACAGGAAGAAGAAGGCCAUGGUGGACGCCCUUGAGAAGGUCAAGGCAGAACUGAUGGUGCUGGGGUUCAUCUCGCUGCUGCUGGUGUUCGGGCAGAGCUACAUCAUCAAGAUUUGCAUCUCCGAGGCUGCCGCCGACACCAUGCUCCCAUGCCGCCUCAAGAAGGCCACCGUCGAGGUCGAGAUCGCCAAGGACGGCGGCCACGGCGCCCCCGCGGGCGGCGCCAAGGAGGAGCACGGCGCUAAGCAGCCGGAGGAGCAUUUCAGCCUCGGCACCAAUCCCUUCACCGCCACCUCCUUCAGCGUCCCCCACAGGAUGCUCAGCGAGGCCACCUCCUUCAGCGUCCCCCACAGGAUGCUCAGCGAGGCCACCUCCUUCAGCGUCCCCCACAGGAUGCUCAGCGAGGCCACCUCCUUCAGCGUCCCCCACAGGAUGCUCAGUGAGGCCAACAUGAACACCAAAUGCCCCCCGGGGAAGGUGUCCCUCAUAUCGAUAAACGCUCUGCACCAGCUGCACAUCUUCAUCUUCUUCCUGGCCGUGUUCCAUGUCUGCUACAGUGCCACCACCAUGGCACUCGGCAGGGCCAAGAUACGAGGAUGGAAAGAGUGGGAAAAAGAAGCGGCCGGCCAAGAUGAAGAAGUCACUAACGAUCCGUCGCAGUUCAGGUUUACGCACGAGACAUCGUUCGUCAGGCAGCACAUGAACGUCCUCAACAAGACCCCGGCGUCGUUUUACAUCAGCAACUUCUUCAGGCAGUUCUUUAGAUCGGUCCGGAGGGCUGACUACUGCGCGUUGCGCCACAGCUUCGUCAACGUUCAUUUGGCUCCUGGCAGCAAGUUUGAUUUCCAGAAGUACAUCAAGAGGUCUCUCGAGGAUGAUUUCAAGGUCAUCGUCGGGAUCAGCCCUAUUUUGUGGGCGUCUGCACUCACCUUCCUGCUCAUCAACAUCAACGGGCUGCACAGCAUGCUCUGGAUAUCCAUCAUGCCGCUGGUGAUCAUCCUGCUGGUGGGCACGAAGCUGCAGGGGAUCAUCUGCCGGAUGGCGAUCGACAUCACGGAGCGGCACGCGGUGAUCCAGGGGAUCCCGCUGGUGCAGGUCAGCGACAGCUACUUCUGGUUCAGCCGCCCCACCUUCGUCCUCUUCCUCAUCCACUUCACCCUCUUCCAGAACGGCUUCCAGAUCAUCUACUUCCUCUGGAUCCUGUACGAGUACGGGAUGGAUUCCUGCUUCAACGACUCCAAGAAGCUCGUCUUCGCGCGGCUCUGCCUCGGGGCGGUGGUGCAGGUGCUGUGCAGCUACGUGACGCUGCCGCUCUACGCGCUGGUGUCGCAGAUGGGGACCACCAUGAAGCAGUCCAUCUUCGACGACCAGACCUCCAAGGCGCUCAAGAGCUGGCGCGCCGGCGUCAAGAAGAAGCCGGCGGCCAACUCCAAGCACGGCUCCGGGUCGCCCUCGGGGAGCCCGCGCGCCGGCAGCCCCAAGGCCGGCGACGAAGGCAGCACCGCCGGCGUCGCGCUCACGCAGAAGCAAGGCCAGGGCGACGACGGCGCGCCAUGAUAUCAUAUGUACGCGCCCCAGGAUCCAUGACCCAUGAUCCAUUCGAGUACACUGUUUGAUUCUUUGUACCAGUACGUAGCAGCAAGCAAACACGUCUAUACAUGUGUGUCAGUGUAUAUGUAUAUGCAUCUGUGCAUAGUUUACGUAGGACACGCAGGAAGGGAGGAGUUGCAUCUUUUUUCUUGUUAUAUUAUCACUUCUACAAUUUAAUUUAACUAGGGCCGGUGUUGUUGUAUUCAUGUCGACUAAUCAUUUGCUAACUUGAAAGGUGUGAUUGCAGUUCAAACAGAUAUGA
Triticum aestivum (bread wheat) is the source of this 2215-nucleotide messenger RNA. Its product is annotated as MLO-like protein 5. The transcript is spliced from 13 exons. Lineage: Eukaryota; Viridiplantae; Streptophyta; Magnoliopsida; Poales; Poaceae. Gene Ontology annotation, biological process: defense response. Bases 223 to 1920 code for a protein of 565 amino acids. The record is from RefSeq and is a predicted model, not a curated record. Gene Ontology annotation, cellular component: membrane.